This is a messenger RNA of Paramecium sonneborni, 974 nucleotides long. The record is from the annotation of a GenBank genome assembly. NCBI's taxonomy places the organism in Eukaryota, Ciliophora, Oligohymenophorea, Peniculida, Parameciidae.
AUGUUAUUUCCAUUUUGCAUCAAUGAAUCUUAUAUAGAUCAAGUUUUCAACCAAAAUCCAAUAUCUUUACUUACUACAAAAAUGAAUCCUGCCAGAUUUGGAUUUGGAGAUGGAGUUGUUAAGGGAGAAAAUUCAUUUUUAUAAAUUAGAAGAUUAAUUUCCAUCACUCAUAAAAAUUAGAAUAAGUAUCAAAUUUAUAAAUUAGUCAAUACUUUUAAAUAUCAUUUUCCAAACAAUUUGUUAGGCUAACUUAGUUUUAUCAAAAUCACAAUCCAAAACCAAUUAAAUAUUUAUUACUAUAAGAGCGUUUACCUUAAAAAUAAUAUUAUUUUAGAGGAAUUCGUGUUUUAUCAGAUAGAUCUAUUUCAGCAUUUAUAGGGGAAACAAGUUAAUAUGAAAGUGAAAACUUUCUUAAUAUCAAUAAAAAUUUCUUUGAUAUCAAAUUAUCAAUAGACAAACAAAAUUGCAGUUUAACUUAUUUCUAUGAUUAUCUAUUCUCUUAAGAAAAAUUAAAAAUAAUAUAGCAUAAAACAAAAAUUGUUCUUCCAAAUUAUAGUGAAAGCUAUCUAAGGUUUAGAAGUAUUUUUAGGGAAACUUAUUUGCUUAAUGGCCAUAUUGGUAAACAACCAAAUAUUGAAUUUGGUUUUACUAAACAGAUAAAUUAAUCUAGCUAUUUUAGUGUUUUAUCGAAAUUUGGUUUUAAAUUAAAUUAAUUUAAUUAUGAGUAUCCUUAUUGUUCACUACUACCAUAAAUAACACUGCAAUAUAAAGGAUGGAUAACAAAACUUGGAUUGGAAGCUAAAUUUAUUGAAUAAGAGUCCAUAAGUCCUUAUUUAUAAAUGGAAAUGGUUUUAUGGGAGGAUCCUAUGUAAUUAUUCUCCUUAUCAUUUAGUCUUUUUAUUAAAAUUUUAUUUAAAAAUAUAAAACCAAGUGUUUAGAUAAACUUUGACUAUGAUUUACAAAAAUAAAGUUGA